This is a messenger RNA of Pecten maximus, 2491 nucleotides long. Its product is annotated as phosphonopyruvate decarboxylase-like. The transcript has 13 exons. Bases 40 to 1413 code for a protein of 457 amino acids. Lineage: Eukaryota; Metazoa; Mollusca; Bivalvia; Pectinida; Pectinidae. Gene Ontology annotation, molecular function: thiamine pyrophosphate binding; phosphonopyruvate decarboxylase activity; magnesium ion binding. The record is from RefSeq and is a predicted model, not a curated record. Gene Ontology annotation, biological process: organic phosphonate biosynthetic process.
CACGAUGUUUUCUCACGCCACUUCAUAAGUAACAGCACUAUGGCGUUUGUAAGGAGCUCGUUUGUAACAGGAAAGCUGGGGUCAGCAUUGCUUCGGAGAGCUGGGAAACGCUGUGUUCCAGUGCUGCCAUAUGGUGCCGUGUGCCAGCGGAGUGUCAGUUCAACAAGUGUCCUUUGUCAGCAGAAAAAUGUGAAGACCACACAAGAACAGCAAGUUGAGGAGCAGAAGAAUCGGAACAAGGAUGUUGGAGAACUUACUGAACUUGUAAGAGACUUUCUGGAUCCUGCUCAAUUCUAUAAUGCUUUGAAUGGAAUCGGCAUUGACUACUUCUGUGGGGUACCUGACUCUCUGCUCAAAGACUUCUGUGCCUAUGUGACCGAGAACUGCCCAUCACAUCAACAUAUCAUCACAGCCAAUGAAGGCAGUGCGGUGGCCUUAGCUGCAGGAUAUCACCUAGCAACCGGCAAAAAUGCUAUGGUGUACCUUCAGAACUCUGGCCUGGGGAAUAUUGUGAAUCCUAUCAUGUCUCUAUCAGUUCCCCCAGUCUACAGUAUCCCUAUGUUGCUGCUGGUGGGCUGGAGAGGUGAGCCAGGCAAACGGGACGAACCACAGCACAUGGUCCAGGGACAAGCCACUCCAGGUCUUCUAGCUGCCAUGGGUAUACCAUUCCAGCCAUUGCCAGACUACCAGGAGGGGGCUGAACAGGCUCUGCAGACAGCUCAGCAUUACAUGGAAAAGACCAGAGGUCCUUACGCCUUCCUGGUAAAGAGACAAACAUUCCUUCCCUGCAAACUACCUCAGGAAGAAACACCAGAUUUCCCUCUUGACCGCGAGGAGGCGAUGAAAGUGAUUGUUGAUAACCUCAAUAACAAGGAUGUUGUGAUUAGUACCACUGGUAUGUUGUCACGGGAACUAUUUGAGUACAGGGUGGAGAAGGACAUGGGACACGAACGAGACUUCCUCACAGUGGGGUCUAUGGGACAUGCCUCUGCUAUAGCCCUUGGAAUAGCCCAGCAGAAACCUAAAAGACAGGUGUUUUGUUUGGAUGGAGAUGGAGCAGCACUGAUGCACAUGGGUACCAUGGCAACAAUAGGACAGAGUGACCUUGCAAAUUUCAAACAUAUUAUCAUUAACAACGGUGCACACGACUCUGUGGGGGGUCAACCAACCGUCGCCGCUAAUCACAGUUCCUUCUGCUACUCCAGUGUAGCAAAGGGUUGUGGCUACAGGGAGGCUUUUGUUGCAGUCAAUGAAGAUGAGAUAACAAAUGGGCUAGCUCGUCUUCAUCAAAUGCCUGGUCCCAUUCUCAUGGAAAUAAAAGUAUCCAAGGGUGGCCGCAAGAACCUUGGACGUCCCACUCGGACUCCCGUCCAGAACAAACAGGAUUUCAUGCAUUUCCUUGCUAUCAACUGAAUAUAUUUGCAAUCCAGAUCUUUUUAAAAUUUAUUUGCAAUUAUAAUUUGUUUAUUAUUAACUCCUGUUAAACCUGAUAUGUAAACAAAAUAAUUUACAGUGAAUGAAAAUUUGUCAUAACACUUACAUUUGUCUGCAUGAUUCGAGUCUGUAGUUUAGUGAUAUGACAUUAGCAUUAGUUGUUCUAAUGUGUUUAUGGAUUCAUCUGAUGUCAUUACAGUCUGGUUCCAGAAAAAACAGUACCUAAAUUGUACAUAACAUUGGGAGUUGGGAUGUGUGUGUUGGGAGGUAGGAUGGAGGGGGGAGGGGGUGUGAAAAUAUAUCAUUCAUACAUUAAGGAGAGGAAAAGCUUGCAAGAGCCUCCAAAGACAUAAUAUUCCUAAGCUGGAUGUUUUUUAAAUCUCAGUUUUGUACAUGGUUUUCAGUGUAAAUUGACAAAGAUCAAACCAUCAUCAUCACUAUCAUCAUGCUCACACAGACAUGGUUUAUGACACUGUCACUUGACAAUCAGUGCAGAGAUAUCCGGCCACACUAUGGACCAGUUAAUUUAUCUCUUUCAAAGGAUUAUGAUUUAAUAGUACGUUGGAUCAUAGGGUGGUCAGAUGACAUAGUGGUAACACACCUGCCGUUCACCAAGGCGACAGGGCCUCUCUAUAGGUUAAGUGGUAACACACCUCUCUAUAGGUACAGUGGUAACACACCUCUCUAUAGGUACAGUGGUAACACACCUCUCUAUAGGUACAGUGGUAACACACCUCUCUAUAGGUACAGUGGUAACACACCUCUCUAUAGGUACAGUGAUAACACACCUCUCUAUAGGUACAGUGGUAACACACCUGUCGUUCACCAAGGCGACAGGGCCUCUCUAUAUGUACAGUGGUAACACACCUCUCUAUAUGUACAGUGAUAACACACCUCUCUAUAGGUACAGUGAUAACACACCUCUCUAUAGGUACAGUGGUAACACACCUCUCUAUAUGUACAGUGAUAACACACCUGCCGUUCACCAAGGCGACAGGGCCUCUCUAUAGGUACAGUGAUAACACACCUCUCUAUAGGUACAGUGGUAACACACCUC